Polistes dominula (European paper wasp) is the source of this 647-nucleotide messenger RNA. RefSeq names its product transcription elongation factor elongin C (gene EloC). The record is from RefSeq and is a predicted model, not a curated record. NCBI's taxonomy places the organism in Eukaryota, Metazoa, Arthropoda, Insecta, Hymenoptera, Vespidae. Gene Ontology annotation, biological process: ubiquitin-dependent protein catabolic process.
CGUGAGAUUUAGUAUUUGGUGGCCAUAUUAUUGCCUUCCCGUUGCUCUUAUCAACGAACUGUGCUGUGAUCGAAAAGUCUGAAUUUUAUCAACUUGUUUUUAUUACGGAAAAUUAUUUAUCCAAUAAAGAAAUAACAAUGUCGAACGAUGUAAAUAUGCAAUCUGACAAGCCCGAUGAGGAAGAAAUUGUCGUUAAAGCUGAGGAAGAAGAGGGCAAAUCAUCUGUUGACCUGCAUGCGCAAGAAAGCGGCCCAUCCACAAUUUAUGGUGGCUGUGAAGGACCAAAUGCAAUGUAUGUAAAAUUGGUUAGCAGCGAUGGUCAUGAGUUUAUUGUGAAACGCGAACAUGCAUUAACAAGUGGAACGAUCAAAGCUAUGCUUAGUGGCCCUGGUCAAUUUGCAGAGAAUGAAGCCAAUGAAGUUAAUUUUCGUGAAAUUCCAUCUCACGUACUUCAAAAAGUCUGUAUGUAUUUUACUUAUAAAGUUCGUUAUACGCAUAGUAGCACAGAAAUUCCAGAAUUUCCAAUUGCACCAGAAAUUGCGCUAGAACUGUUAAUGGCUGGAAAUUUUUUAGAUUGUUAAAUAUAAUACUAAAUCUUGCAAUGAUUUAUUUUUAAAUGGUAAAUUUUGUUUUUUUCAUUGCUAUUA